GUGAUGAUUAAUGUAUAACUACAUAUGUAUAAAUAAAUGAUAUAGUCGUGCGCGCACGGCGCGAGGUGGGGGUAGAAGGAAACAACCGGCCGAACCGAGCGGACGUGCAGCGCGACGAUUACGGAACAUAACUAGAUUGUUUUAUUAUACCUUAUCCGUGAUCUAAUACUUACCCUCGUGACGAGUGGACGUCACAAGUGGCGACGAGUCUACGGGUUGCCCAAAAAUGUCCCAAAUACCACCGCUUGAAACAUUUGAUUGCGAAGGUGAACCUGCAUCUGUGGGUUUGCGGUGGGAAAAGUGGAAGCGUGGGUUAGAAAUUUUUCUAACAGCUACGGAUGUUAGCGAUCCAAAAAAGCGGAAGGCUAACCUUCUACACUUAGGAGGGUUGACGUUACAAGAGAUAUACCAUAACUUACCGGACGAGCAGGAAGCCGAGCACGGUGGUGAUGAAUACGAGAUUGCUAUAAAAAAACUCGAUGAAUAUUUCUCACCAAAGCAAAGUAAAAUCUACGAGCGGCAUUUAUUUAGAUUAUUAAAACAGGAACCGAGUGAGAAAUUUGAGAAGUUUCUGGUGCGGCUACGUAACCAGGGUAGUAAAUGCAAAUUUGUUAAUCAAGAGGAUAAUAUUAUUGAUCAAAUCGUAGAAAAAUGUAGUUCCAAAGACUUAAGAAAGAAAAUACUUACAUUAGGCGAUGAUGCUACCCUCGAAAAAAUUAUAGCUCAGGCAAAUGCCAUUGAAGCAGUCGAAAGACAGCUCAGUGACUAUGGUCAGGCCAGUCAAACAUCUAUUAUAAACAAAAUGGAUGUGAAAAAAAAUGAUUCUGAGAUUUUAGGAUGUUCGCGUUGUGGUAGUAUACAACAUACUGGAGACAGUAAUGUUUGUCCAGCGAAGGACAAACAAUGCUUAAAAUGUGGAUUUGUUGGCCACUUUAGGAGCAAAUGUCGAACUCGGGCGAGCAAAAGGAAAAGUUCUAUUUUGACGGCCACAAAUCGACACCCACAUAAAAGAGCGAGGAGAUCCAACAAUGAUCAGAAUAGAUAUGGGAACAAUCAGGAUGAAGAAUCUCAAGCUAAAACCGGGGUCAAUUAUAUAUUUCACAUAGAUGCCGACGCUACGAUGAAGUGUAAUGUCGGAGGUGUCCCAAUAGAUAUGAUAAUUGACUCGGGUAGUAAAUGUAAUAUUUUAAGUGACAAGACUUGGAAUUAUUUAAAAACGUGCAGGGUCGAAGCUAGGAAUCAAAUUUGUAAACCGGACAAGACAUUCCUCGCAUACGGCAGCGAUAAACCUCUGACAGUUAUCGGAUCAUUCGAUACUGAUAUCCAAAUAGGAGACCAAGUACAAUCGGGUACCUUUUAUGUCGUAAAAGGUGGCACACGAGAUCUCUUGGGAAAAGAUACUGCCAUGUCUCUUAAGGUUCUUAAACUAGGGUUAGGGGUUUACCAGGUGAGUGACAACAGUUUUCCUAAAAUAAAAAAUAUACAACUUCACAUAUCCAUUGAUAAAACUGUAAAACCGGUAGCUCAACCUUGUCGGCGAGUACCUAUUCCGUUGGAAGAGAAAAUCAAUGAUAAAAUUGACGAACUUGUUAAAUUAGACAUUAUUGAACCAGUAAAAUUUCCAUCCGGGUGGGUUUCGCCGAUAGUGCCAGUUCUUAAGCCAGAUGGUGAUGUGAGGGUAUGUGUAGAUAUGCGUUGUGCCAACAUGGCUAUAGUACGAGAAAAUCACCCUUUGCCUACCAUGGACCAGUUACUUCCUAAAUUUAAAAAAGCUAGGGUAUUUUCCAAGCUUGACAUUAAAGACGCGUUUCAUCAAGUCGAAAUUAGUGAAGACUCUAGAGACAUUACAACAUUUAUUACUGGAAAAGGUCUGUAUCGUUAUAAAAGACUGAUGUUUGGCAUCUCAUGUGCUCCGGAACACUUUCAAAAAAUUCUUGAAAGGAUUCUUUUACCAUGUGAUGGUGUUGUAAAUUUCAUUGAUGAUAUUGUAGUGUAUGGGGAAAGCAAUUCCGAACACGAUGCUAGAUUGAAUAAAGUGUUAGUUUUAUUCAAGGAAAAUAAUAUUCUCUUAAAUCAAAACAAAUGCGUUUUUAAUGUCAAGAGUAUAAAGUUCCUCGGUCAUGAAUUGUCUGUUGAUGGUAUUAAGCCUUUAGCUAGUUAUGUAAAAGUUGUAGAAAACUUUAGAGAACCGUCUUCAAUUGAAGAAGUGCAAAGUUUCUUAGGGCUCAUCAAUUAUGUAAAUAAGUGGAUUCCCAAUAUGGCUACUAAAUCAGAACCCCUUAGGAGACUAUUAACCCUUAAAUUGGGUAAAAAAGCGGCAAUCGGCUCACAUUGGGGUCCUGAACAAAGCCAAUCAUUUAAAUCGCUCAAAGAAUCUUUGAGUAAUAUCCACACACUCGGAUAUUAUGAUCCAAAUGAUAAAACGACGGUAAUGGCUGAUGCUAGUCCGGUAGGCCUAGGUGCAGUGCUCAUUCAAUCUGACAAUAACGGACCUCGAGUGAUUGCUUAUGGUAAUAAAAGUCUAACCGAUGUAGAAAAACGAUAUUGUCAGACUGAAAAAGAAGCACUUGCACUGGUCUGGGCGGUCGAACAUUUUAAGAUAUACCUAUUCGGCAAAGAGUCAUUUGAUUUGGUGACUGAUCACAAGCCGUUGGAGGUUAUAUUUGGCAGUCGUUCAAAACCUUGUGCCCGAAUAGAACGUUGGGUACUACGCCUCCAAUCGUAUAAUUUCAGGGUGCUGUAUAAGCCAGGUAGAACAAAUAUCGCAGACUGUUUAUCCCGAUUAUGUGCCACAAAUAACCCCCAACCGUUUGAAGAUGAACACCACAUUAAUCAAAUUGUUCAACUUGCCAGACCCUGUGCCAUAGGGAUGGAUAUUAUGACAGAAGCUUCCCUUCAGGAUAAUGAGAUUAAACUAGUUAAAGAAGCUUUAUCAUCGAAUAACUGGGAUCCAGUGAUAAAUAUUUAUAGGAUAUUCCAAACCGAACUUUGGACGCAUGAAGGCCUUUUAUUAAGAGGGACUAAGAUUGUUAUACCUCUUAAUUUGCGUCACCAAGUAUUGGCGGCAGCCCACGAGGGACAUCCUGGUAUCGGCGCUAUGAAAGCGCGCUUACGGACCAAGGUGUGGUGGCCUAAAAUUGACAGUGAUGCUGAAAAAAUGGUUAAAAGUUGCAAGGGUUGCACCCUUGUUUCUGCACCGAAUCCUCCACUGCCAAUGAAACGUCGUGAGCUGCCAUCAAAGCCUUGGGUUGACGUAGCAAUUGAUUUCCUAGGUCCUUUGCCUAGCGGUCAUCACCUUUUUGUUAUAGUAGACUACUAUAGCAGAUACAAAGAAAUAAAAGUAAUGAAAACAAUUACAUCUGUCGAAACAAUAAAAAAUUUAAAAGAAAUAUUCUCUAGGUUAGGUGCUCCCCUCACCAUUACUGCAGAUAAUGGCAGACAGUUUGUUAGUGAAGAUUUCCAAUCCUUUUGUCGAAACUUAGGAAUACACAUUUUUUACACUACACCCUACUCCCCUCAACAAAACGGGGAAGUCGAACGACAGAACCGCGACAUUCUUAAACGUCUAAGAAUCAGCCAAAGCGAGAAGUCUAAUUGGUAUGAUGACUUAUUAUUGUAUCUAACAAUGUAUAAUAGCACUCCUCAUUCAACCACUGGAAAAACUCCAUCCGAGUUAUUUUUUGGUAGACAGUUUAGGGAUAAAAUACCUUCCCUUUCAGAUUUAGAAAAACCGUCGAUAUCCGAAACAAAUGACAAAGACAAAAUAAUGAAAGAAAAGGGAAAGGAAUAUGAGGAUAGGAAAAGGAAAGCAGGAGAUAUGGAUAUAGGAAUUGGAGAAAAGGUAUAUGUCAAGAAUAUGGUGAAAGAAAACAAACUUUCUACAAACUUUAAUCCAACAACGCACACUGUCAUAAACAGUAGCGGACCAGAAUAUAAUUUAAGGAACGAUGAAACGGGGCAAGAAUUGAGAAGGAACAUAAUACAUUUAAAAAGGACUGAAGGUGAAUGGAGAGUAUGUGAGAAUAUGAAUGCGGAUUCGGUUGAAAUUAAUAAUAGUAGUGUUGAUAGCGAAUUAUAAAUAUAUUAUCGAA
Molecule: messenger RNA, 4091 nt
Organism: Trichoplusia ni (cabbage looper)
Lineage: Eukaryota; Metazoa; Arthropoda; Insecta; Lepidoptera; Noctuidae
Exons: 2
Coding region: 227-4078 (1283 amino acids)
Biological process (GO): DNA integration
Molecular function (GO): zinc ion binding; nucleic acid binding
Source: RefSeq, a predicted model, not a curated record